AAAGAAUGAAGCUCGUCGUACAGACUGCCUUCUCUGAUUGGAUAGUCAUAGGAAAUCCCAUUGACACGAUUCCCAAUUCAGACAGCCCAGCUAUUAAAUUCUCGAUUCUGAUUGGGCCGCUGCACUUAUCAUGCCACGAGCGGUCGUUUGCGGCAAGCCUGCCUAUAAAUCGUUGAAUGCAGACGGCCAAACGUGUCAGAGAACCCUCUGUUCUACAUUCAGCUCUUGUGCCAAUUUCCUGCCGCAGUAGUGACCUUUGUAAACAGUAAAACCAACGGCCGAUCAAUUUCAUCACUACUCCUAAAUUUAGUAUUAUCCCGAAACACUUGUGUGUUCGUUUAGUAGAUUUAGCGGCGUUCCUCCCUCGACACCAAUUCGUUGUCUCGUCUGUUAGAAUUUAUAGAAUUGCCAUGGCUACCACAGGAAGUUUUAAAUGUGUACUUUCGGCUGCGUUGAAAUCAACUGCUAGUCAACUCUUACGGUCUGGGUCUAAAGCCGAGCUUACCGCCCCUUGCUUCUCUUGUCAAAGACGGCGCUAUGCAGUGGAGGUUGGCGUCAAGAAAUCCACCAAGCUCAGGAAGAUGCUGCUGUCCCCAGAGCUUGAGUUCAUCAUGGAGGCCCACAGUGGCAUCAGUGCUUGCAUCGCUGAGGAGGCAGGGUUCCAGGGCAUCUGGGCCAGCGGCCUGUCCAUGGCCACCCAACUGGGAGUCCGAGACAGCAACGAGGCAUCGUGGACGCAGGUGCUGGAGGUGCUGGAGUUCAUGAAUGACGCCUGCACUGUGCCCAUCCUGGUUGACGCAGACACGGGUUACGGGAACUUUAACAACGCCAGGAGAUUGGUCAGAAAGCUGGAGGACAGAGGGAUCGCUGGUGCCGCAGUUGAAGACAAACUCUUCCCCAAAACCAACUCUCUUCUAGAUGGGCGGGCCCAGCCUUUAGCUGACAUCAAAGAAUUUGCUCUCAAAAUUCAGGCCAUGAAGGACGCCCAAAGAGAUCCUGACUUUAACAUUGUGGCCAGGGUGGAGGCAUUGAUUGCUGGCUGGGGAGUGGAUGAGGCCCUCAAGCGAGCCGACGCCUACCUGGCCGCCGGGGCCACAGCCAUCCUCAUGCACAGCAAGCUGAAGGAGCCCAAGGAAAUUGAUGAGUUUCUUAAAGCUUGGCAGAACAAGGGCCCCAUAGUCAUUGUGCCAACAACAUACUACAAGACACCUAUGCAGCAUUGGAGAGAGCAGAAGGUUUCCAUGGUGAUAUGGGCAAACCACUCUGUCAGGGCUUCAGUCAAAGCCAUGCAAGAUUUAACUGCCCAGAUUUUUAAAGAGCAGAGCACUGUUGGUGUGGAAAAUAAGAUUGCAACAGUGAAAGAACUGUUCCGAUUAACUAAAGACGAUGAGCUGAAAUUGGCAGAGGAUAAAUAUUUACCUCAAAACUAGAUGACUAACUUCUUAGAGAUCUUUUCUAUUUCAU
Physella acuta is the source of this 1464-nucleotide messenger RNA. Its product is annotated as phosphoenolpyruvate phosphomutase. The record is from RefSeq and is a predicted model, not a curated record. NCBI's taxonomy places the organism in Eukaryota, Metazoa, Mollusca, Gastropoda, Physidae. Gene Ontology annotation, molecular function: phosphoenolpyruvate mutase activity.